This is a messenger RNA of Notechis scutatus (mainland tiger snake), 913 nucleotides long. The record is from RefSeq and is a predicted model, not a curated record. Lineage: Eukaryota; Metazoa; Chordata; Lepidosauria; Squamata; Elapidae.
GAGGCGGUUUUUCUGCAUUCGUGCGAACGGGAAAGUGAUCCAGAAGAAGCAGGUUUUCGUUGGACGGGUCUGUGGGGGUUGCACGCGGGCAAAGCUAGGAAAGGAAGCGAGCCAGCCAAGCAGAGAGCCGACAGCAAGGCUAACCGCGAUCCCCUCCAGAAGGAUUGGGCUUGGAUCUGAUCCUGGAGCUGGAACCGCUCCUUUCCACCAAAACUCUUUACUGCAGGGAAUUGGUUCUCAAAAACAUGUUACAAACCAAAGUCAAAACAGAAAAACCAGAUCUCGAGACGGCCAAUGCUCGAAACCGUCUUGAUGCUGUCCUACAGUGUCUGCUGGAGAAAACUGAUGUUGACAGGGAUCAAAUGGAAGAGGACCCUGGAAAGACGUCAUCAGAUACGCUCAGCAAGGACCCUUCUCCUAUUGCUACAGGAAAGAGGCCUUCCACCCGAUUCUCCCAUCACCGUCGGAAGAAGAGGAAAGAGAUGGACGACGGACUCACUGAAGGGGGACCACAAAAGCAGAACACCUACAUCAUCAAGCUGUUUGAUCGAAGUGUAGACCUGGCCCAGUUCUCCGAGAGCACCCCACUCUACCCCAUCUGCCGAGCUUGGAUGCGGAAUAGUCCCAUGGUGAGGGAACAGGAGCGAUCUCCCAGCCCAAACCUGCCCACCCUGCUUGAAGAUGAAGAGGUACAGUACAGGAUUCUCCAGUCUGGCUUCUAGUGGGGGGGGGGGAGUCUUUUCAUUGGUCAAACAAAAGCCGAGUUUACUGCUGUCCACAAAUUUUUCUCUGGGGGAUUAAAAUGUAUUGCGUGCCUUUCACUCCAUGACUCACACAAUUGAGGAGGUCAGGCCAGUACAUAUGUGAUCCAAAUGAAGUCUGGAUCUGACCUGGGACCUUUUAUGCACACAAG